AUGUCGAGUGCCUGGGCUGCCAGAUCUCGCAGGACACAUGGCUCGAGGAUCGAGGAAGAGAUCGAGUGUGCCGAGGAGGCCAGCCUCGAGGCGUUCGCAGAGAGAUUCAAAGGAUAUCAAGCGACCCAUGCGUUCCAAGGGGAAGACACGGUCUUCGGAAGUGGAGGUUUUCUGUUGGGAAGGAGCGACCUUUACCAAGAGAAGCUCCUCGACGAAAUCCAAGGUACGAAAUCAGAGGCAAAGAGUGGUACUGUUCAAAGGAUAUUGAACCAAAAGGUGGUUUUCUUGAAGGUCACCAAGGUUUACAAAAACAUCACACUUCCAAAGAAGUCAUGGUUUCCUGUUACCGUGACGCAAGUAAGCCGGAUAAAGACCAUCAAGAAGUAUCUUGAUGAAGAUGAAGAUAUUCUUUCACUUGAAUCGGAUCAGUCGGGAGUGAGCUGUACCAUGCUUGUCGAAGAGGUUAAGGGAUGGGUAUUGCUUCGCUUGGAUACAGGAGAGGAAGGAUGGUAUCCUGCUGCGUUUGUAAAGUCCAUGCGUCGAUUCAUUGAGAUUGAGGGAGAGCAAGAGAAAGUACUUGUUGGGAGUGGAAAGAGAAUUCGUCGUCAGACCGAUAGGUUAUCUCCGACUUGGAGCAGCGAUGAUGAGAGUAAGUCUGCAGCGGAAACCAAGGUUGUCGCCUCCACUGAACGGAUCUCAACGCGGAAUACCAAGGUAGACAGCAACGAGGAUGAGUGGAAAGAUCCUUGUGCUAUGUGCUUCAACCCUGCCAAGAAACUUGGAAACGCCAAGACCAUCGCACUCAUAUGUAGCAGGUGUGAGGGUAUUAUCAAGCAAGGGUGGCCCUUCUGGCAACAUUGCGAUCCACCCGAGCACGAGCCUGGUCACCCCGUGUCAAUCGUCAACAUGUGCAUCUAUUGCUUCCAGGUGGUUCAACGUGAUGGAAUGUACACUCCUCCCAAGGAAGAGACAGAGGGAGCCAAGGUUGCUGCCCCCCCGGACGAGGCGAAAUCGAAGGUCAUACUUGCAACGGAGUUCACUUCCAAAGUGGUGGAGCAAGAUGUGGAAUCUAUGUGCGAAUGCCCCUUCUGCGGCAGGAAGUACCACGACCGUUGCGUUCGAUACAAUCGGGAGAUGUAUGGAGACAUUCCUCCUCGAUGCAUCCACAGAGACUGUCAAGACAAGUGGAACUCGCUAGCGAAACCACAGCUGAACUGCCUGUACCUGAACCUGAGGGCAAGGGACAUGAAAGAGAGCCCCCUGUCGCAGCACAUGCAGAGCUAUGUGGCGAAGAAGGUGUUCAAGGGCUUGGAGAAGAGCUGCCCUGUGAUCAUCAGGACGGUCAGCAACGUGAAGAGAAUGCAGGAGAGCACGCCAGGCUUCACUGCACGUUUCGGCAAACAGAACUUCCCAUACCUGCUGAAGAACAUCAUGUGCUUCGUUGAGUGUGAGGACGAAACCGAUGUAGCAUUUCUGGGACUGGUGGUGGCAGAGUUUGGAUCAGACGCUCCCGAGCCGAACAAGAACAAGGCUUACAUCUCCUACAUCGACUCCGUCCAGCUUUACCACAAGGCCUCGUGCUGCCUGCGGGGGAGGGAUGUCUGCAGCAGUAGCACCUGCUCAGACCCUGAAGAGUGCACCCGAGAGAGGAAGGAGGUUGUCCGCAGAGUUCUACUUGGAUACCUGGAUGCUGUGAAGAAGCGAGGGUUCGAAGCCCUUUUUAUAUGGAGCAUGCCGCCCAACGAUCUGCAUCACGAUUACAUCUUCCACAUGCGGCCGCUGCAUCAACAUUGCCCCACUCCUGCACAGCUCGACUCGUGGUAUGCGAAGCUCCUGAACGUUGCUAAGCAGGAGGGGAUCAUCACGGACUGGGACAGCAACGCCCGUCGGGACGAGGAUGGGGAGCAGGAUAGGAGUCUUCCCCGGUCGCUUUUCGGGCCUGACAUGUCGUUGCGGCACGUCCCGCAGUUCCCAGGAGGGCUGAUGCUUCGAGCGCUGGAAGCCGCCUUGUCGGGAGGAGAUGCGAAACUGACGUCAUCAGCCACUCCGAGCAGACCAGAAACGAGCAAGAGGGCGAGAGCUGAAGUGACUCCCCCUGCUGAUAGCGGGCCUUCGCGCUCGGAGGGGAGGAGGAUAAGCCGAGAGCUGACCAUCCAGAGCCAUGAAAGGCACCAGCGGGCAGUUGAGGCGAUGAACAAGUACAUGCAGCGGAACAGUGAGAUGGGGUCGAUCUUCAUGGUACAGUACUCCAAGGACAAGGCCGGGAGUGGGAAGAGUAAGUCGAGCAGCAAGCAUCGGGAGGAGACCCUCGAGGAAGACCCCCUGGUGAACGUGGACGAGGAUAAGCACGAGUUCACCCUGAACGAGUGCGCGCACCUAUGCACGCUGCUCAACGACCUCCACCUGCAGUUCAACGACAUGCGUCACGGCAAGUUCUCCACGAUGAUGAUGAUCCACAGACUGGUACGGCAGCUCCUCAUCAAGUCGGAGAGCCUGAAGAAGGCGCAUCCGGCGCCAGCGACUGUGCGAGGAAGAAUCUUGGACGUGGCUGAUGCGUUGCUGCACCGCCUUGGCGGCAGCAGUGGAAGUGUUAGGCAGGUUUUCAGGUCGACCAACGGAGCCUCGCCCAAGGACGAGAUACAGCGGGGAGGCAGCAAGGAGUGGAGGGAAGAAUCGAAGCUGUGGAAGGCGAUGAAGAGGGCGAGCCAUCACGUUUCGGAGGAGACGGAAGACUCUGUCCGUGAGCUGACAGCACGUCAGAGGAGAAAUCUGAAUGACGCAGCCGAUGCUGCUGCCUCGCACAAGUGCAACAGCAGAUGCGCCGACGGCAAGUGCAACAAGUACGACUGGGAGUUCGCGUGCCCGGUGGUGUGCCGCUGGCAGCACACUUGCUGCAUGCGGGAGGACCCGCUCGUGUGCUUCGAUGAGGCGAUCGAGGCUCGUGACAUCUGCUACGACACGGACUACAACUACAUGUGCCACUUGUGCUCGGCCAUGCCGCAGGUGGUGGCGAUCAGGAGCAAGGGAAGGCACAAGGAUCCGAUCAUCCUGCGGAAGGAGCCGCUGAAGCGGAAGAGGGGAAGGCCGCCAAUUCGCCGGGAUGCGGAGGAGACGAAGAAGCGAGAGGAGGACGCGAAGCUAGCGAUCGCGCGGUCGAGCGGAUCGAGCGAUCACGUGCGUCCUUACAAGCUUGCAAAAACGGCGGGAAGCGAUGGGAAGGCAGGAGGAGAGGAGAGCAAGAGUCGCGAGGCACAACCUCCUUCAGCGCGCGGGAAGAAGAAGAGGAGGGGAUACAAGUUCACACACAUCAAGAACACCAAGAUCAGAAGCAAAGGAGAAGGGGCAGGGCGAGAGGCCGAGGAGGCUGUCAAGGAAACGCAGAGCUCAGGCAAGAAGGCGCGAAAGAGGGAGGUGGACGCGGAGAGCGUAGGAGACAGCGGGUCGAGGAGGAGCUCGAUCCCUGGGAUCACCGACAAGGAUACCAGGGAUGAGAUCUACCUCAGCCGGUUCGAGCACAAGACUUCCAAGAGUCGCUUCUUCGUUGGGCAGAACGUCGAAUGUGAAGAUCGUGGAGCCUUCUACCAGGCAGAAAUCAAGAGCAUAGAUAACAGCCUCAGGACGCAGCGGGUGCUCGUGCACUUCAAAGGAUGGUCCAUCCGCUACGACGUCUGGCUCGCAGCGGAUAGCUCCCGUGCGUUCUCUUCUCAGUCGGACACUUUUAGGAAGGACACUGACGAGGACCCCGCAGGAAUCCGCCCGCUCGCCGAGUCCAAAACGUCAUGA
Guillardia theta CCMP2712 is the source of this 3783-nucleotide messenger RNA. RefSeq lists its product as hypothetical. Lineage: Eukaryota; Cryptophyceae; Pyrenomonadales; Geminigeraceae. The record is from RefSeq and is a predicted model, not a curated record. The coding region runs from base 1 to 3783 and encodes 1260 amino acids. Gene Ontology annotation, molecular function: protein binding; chromatin DNA binding; histone acetyltransferase activity. Gene Ontology annotation, cellular component: transcription regulator complex; histone acetyltransferase complex. The transcript is spliced from 17 exons. Gene Ontology annotation, biological process: positive regulation of transcription by RNA polymerase II.